AUGACUGCCCCUUCGACCAAGGCUCCUGCUAAAGGCAGCAUAGAUCCGCAAACCCUCAGCGAUCCCGAAGCUCUAACCGAUCUAUCCAUCCAUGUCAACCGCAUCGUGGAUUCGAUCAAGAUAUUCGACCUUUGCGGAAACUGUGGCUUCGAUACAGCCUACUUGAACGAACAGCUCGAUGAGCUCGUUGCUCUCGAUGCAAAGAUCAAGAUUUUGUUGCAGAAGUCGAAGCAGUUGAAGCAGUUGAAUCAGAAGUUGAAUCAGCUGAUUCAGAUGGAGCAGGAUCUGCUUGUCCUGAGAGACAACAUCAAAUUCAAGGACUCGGAGAUCAACCCAGAGCUUGUCAAACUCUGUGCCAAACUGUGA
This is a messenger RNA of Aspergillus affinis, 366 nucleotides long. RefSeq lists its product as uncharacterized. The transcript is spliced from 2 exons. Lineage: Eukaryota; Fungi; Ascomycota; Eurotiomycetes; Eurotiales; Aspergillaceae. The record is from RefSeq and is a predicted model, not a curated record. Bases 1 to 366 code for a protein of 121 amino acids.